AUGUACUUAUAUGUUCUUUUUAUAUGUAAUAUAGUUCUUAUUGACUGUUUUAUAAUAAAUAGUACGAAUGUUUGUGUGCGGGCACACGUGGACAAAAGGGUAUCAAAUAUCGUGAAUAAUGGGAAUAAACGAAUCAAUUUGCAUUCUAAAGAUGAAGAAAAGAAAGAAGAAAAGGAGAAUGAAGUUGAAUUGGAAAAAAAGGAGCAAAAAAGAGUAGAAUCACAGACCUCUGGGGAAGACGAUAACGAAUUGGUCGAAUUUUUUGUAAAUCCAGAUCAGAAGGACGAAGCGCCAGGAAUUAAAUUAAAAAUAUCAAGAAGAUUAUGGAAAAUAAUAAACGGAAUCCUGGCAUAUAGAUCGAAAUACGGAAACUAUAAAAUAGAAAAUAAUUUCGUAUUUAAAAGGGGAGAAGAAGGAUAUUUGUCGAAAUAUAAGCUGGGAAAAAAGCUGAAUAUACUGCUAAAAUUGCUGUAUUUGCAAAAGAGGAAUCACACACUGUACAAAAAAAUUAGAAGAGGACUGAAGAAUAGAAAUAUAGACUUUUUAGACACAGAUUUGAGCGAAGCCCCGAAGCUUUUAUGGCUUCUGGGAUUCCCAGUGAAAACAUACUUCGAGGAGUCAAAGAUAUAUAGAAAAAUGUUAUUUAGAGACGAUGUGAUAUCAAAUAAGAUGAGUAGAAUGGUAAAGAACAGAGAAAUGGGCGGCGGAAAUGAAGACGUGGGUAAGGCGCUGACCCCGGAUGCGAUGGACAGAGUACAGAAGGUGAAGGAAAAUAUACUGGAAAAUAUGCUACAAUUCAAGAAGAUAGUGAAGGAUGCAAUGGUGUUUAGUAAUCCACAGCAGUUGCCGGAGCCAUCGAACGAGGCAGAGUUGGUGCCAGACUUGAUAAGGAAGAUAGUAAAGGAGAUAUUGAGUAGGAACACGGCAACUUGUCCGCUGAUAAAAAGAGACACGCGCUUAGAGACUGAGGGAGGAUACCACUACGCCUUUUUCCACUGGUCGUUCGAACAGGUGGUUCAAGCAUUAGUGAUGUUCAACGAUAUGUAUUUUGACCACAACAAGGAGCUGCUUAUGAGUUCUGAAGAAUCGGGGGAGGAAUUUAAGCCAAUAACAUUUAACAUUCUCAGGAGGAGUUAUAGAAUCCCUGAGACCGAAAAGUGGCCCAAGGAGUUUCACGGAAUGCCGCUGGGCCUGUUCAUAGAUAUGCUCAGAAACGGAGACGUGGACGCGAAGGAGCACUGGCUGCGAAGGCCAGUGCUGGACCGAAUAGGAUUCAACUGGGGAGACGGACUGAAGUACCUGAACUUCACGUGGGACAAGCUCGAGCUGGGACUGCUGUGGUACGUUAACUUCAGAGGGUUCCCGGUGAGCCAAAUACCGCCAGGGCUGAUUAUACCGAGGACAACACUGGCGGCGAAGUUCGGAAAGCCCGAGGAGAUACAGGGAAUGAAGCUGGGAAGACUCUUCUACUUGGCAAUGGACCAGAUCCAGGUGAUAUACAAGUAUUACCCGGAGAGGUUCCAGUUCAUUAAGGACAUGGGACUCGACGUGGUGCUCACCAUGCAGAUGAAGCUGGGCUACAGACCCGUGCCGCACUCGAAGUUCAACAAGGUGGACAGCAGCCUGAUGGUGUCGAAGGACGAGAGGUACCUGUUCGACGAUUUCAACCAGCCGCCGCCGAACAUGAAGAAGGCGGUCACGAACAUACUGGACAUUGAAUAA
Theileria orientalis strain Shintoku is the source of this 1722-nucleotide messenger RNA. RefSeq lists its product as hypothetical. NCBI's taxonomy places the organism in Eukaryota, Apicomplexa, Aconoidasida, Piroplasmida, Theileriidae. The transcript has 4 exons. The record is from RefSeq and is a predicted model, not a curated record. The coding region runs from base 1 to 1722 and encodes 573 amino acids.